CCCUCAUUUUAUAUGCAUCAAUUUAUCAAUACUAUAUUAAUUUCGUGUCAUCAAAUUACUAUUUAUUAGAGAUCCAGAAUGAAGAUGAAAGUUGUGUGUAUGAUUGUUAUGUUAGUUGUUAUGGUUGAUGUUGUUUCAAUUGCUGAGGCUGUGAAUUGUAACCCAUUAGCAUUGAGCCCUUGUCUUGGGGCAAUUACUUCAAAUUCUCCACCUUCAGCUAAUUGUUGCAGCAAAUUGAAGGAACAAACACCAUGCUUAUGUGGUUACCUUAAAAACCCAAAUUUGAGGCAAUAUGUUAAUUCCCCUGGCUCUAAACAAGUCGCUAGUACUUGUGGUGUUACCAUCCCAAAAUGUUAAAUUAAAUUAAAUGCAACCCCCCAUUUUCUAUGUAUGAUCGCUCCAUCCAUGAGGUAUUCUAUUUUACAAUAAUUAAUUAUGUCCCUCAAAGUUUAUCUUUGGAUAAUUAAGUUAGUAAGAUAAGAAAGCUCGAUCUAUCUUUGAUGUAUUGGGUCUAUGAACAAGUUUGUACUUGCGAAUGAUAAAUAAGGAAAUAAUGGUGUUGCAUACUACUUUAGAGUGGUGUUAAUUUGCUCCAACAAAUUAACUUUGAUAUUUAUAUGUUACUGAAAUCAAUGAAUACAAGUUUGUGUGUUUAUUAAGUAAAAAAAAA
This is a messenger RNA of Cicer arietinum (chickpea), 670 nucleotides long. RefSeq names its product non-specific lipid-transfer protein 2. The record is from RefSeq and is a predicted model, not a curated record. Gene Ontology annotation, biological process: lipid transport. Lineage: Eukaryota; Viridiplantae; Streptophyta; Magnoliopsida; Fabales; Fabaceae.